UGACUUUAGAUCAAAGGUUAAAGCGAAUGAUGUGGCUCAAAACGAAACGACUUGUCAAAUUUCGAAAGGAUGUUUAAUUUUCUACUUUUUUAUAAGGCCGUAUUUAUUCUAAAUGCGUUUUUAGUUAAUGCACAACUUUCGGAAAAAAGAUUAUGUGGAAAUGAAGAUUGCUCAGAGGUAAUCGGCGAAGGAAAAACUAUACUAAGGUAUGCAACUCAUUCUAAUGAUCCUCGUUUAUUGUCAUUUCAACCCAACGAGCUGGUCAAAAUCUACAGCAAGGCAGCGGGAAUAAACAAAGAUCUAUGGGGAGUUGAAAUUAAUGGGGUAAAGGGAUAUGUCCCCAAUCGCAUGUUACGGGAAUCAAGAACUUUAAAAAAUCCCACUUUCGAAGUAGAUGUUGAACCAAUUUCAAAAGUGCCUUCUAAAAAUGAACAGCCACAGUUGGAGGUUACGAAAGCGUAUACGGUCGUGGAUGGUACUACUAUUUACAAUGAACCGGAUAUUAAUCCAUCGAGUACUGAAAGCACAGUGCAACCUAGUUUAGUGCCAAAGCCGGAUAACUCAAAUCCACAACAAACGGAACCGUUGCCUCUUCCUGCCUCUACUGUUCAUCCAGAAACUACCAAUCCGGCUGACGGACCAUCCACUACUUCUACCUCUCAAUCGUUACACCACAAAGAAAGUGCCGCAAAUAAUUCGACUGAAACCAUUGAUCUUCCUGAACAUUCAAUAAAAGGAAAUGAUAAUUUGAGUGACAAAAAAGAAACAGGCUCCACUAUUGAAAAUAUCGCAGUCUCUCAAACUCAGAACACUGCAACAGAAAGGGAUACUGUGUCUGAUUCAAAAGCACAGUCGGAUGAUGUUGCAAGUUCAGGAGAUGAUGAAGAGGGGGAAGAUGAAAAUGAUGAGGCAGAUGAUAUUGACAUGGAAGAGGAUGAAAAGGAAGAAGAUGAUCCAGAAUCCACGCAAACUUCUAAAGGGGAAGAAACUAGCAGUGAACAAAAGGAAGAAAAACCUCUUCAAUCUACUAAAGAGGAAAGUGAGCGAAAAGAAGAUGCUAUACCUAAUUCUACAGAGGGUGGAACGAGAACUGAACAAGAAGAAUCUGCACAAACUUCUAAGGGGGAGGAAAGUAAGAGUGAACAAACAGAAGAACCUAUACUGAGUUCUAAAGAGGAGAGUGAACAAAAUGAAGCAAAAUCUAGUCAAUCUACUAAAGGAGAAGGAAUGGAAAGUGAACAAGCAAAAGAACCUACACCAAGUGAAAUGGUUAGUGAACAAAACGAAGCAAAACCUACUCAAUUUACUAAAGAGGAAAGUGAGCAAAAAGAAGAAUCUGCACAAACUUCGGAAGGGUUUGAGGUGGGGAGUGAACAGAAAUCAGGGAAAGAGUAUGAACUGGAUCCCUCUUUGGCCGGUGACAAACAAGGAAGUAAAAUAGAGGAAGCAAAUCAAGAAGAAAGUGGCGAGCAGGAGUCAACAAAAAAUGAUACAGACGAGAAACUAGAAGCUCAGAACAACAGUCAUACUUCUGAUGUACUCGACAAUACUACUGAGGGGUAUGUAGAUGAGACGAAGUUUGAAAUUCAAAAUGAUACUCACAUGUCCACACCGGAAGGCGCUGUUGCAUCCCAAACUGAUGAAGAGAAGGCACACGAAGCCAUUUUGGAACAGCCAGAGCUUAGUGAGCAAAAUAGCGAAAUUCCACACAAACAAGAGCAAAAUGUUAUAAGUUUACAAUCCGAAUAUACACAGAAUGCCACAGCAGAAACGGAAGCGCAGAGUGGUAGCAGUUUUACAGACUCUUCCGCCGAGGAAUUGGCCGCCGUCAGUGGUACUGCGGAUAAAGGCAGUGGGAGCACUCCUCUAUUCCCUUAUGCUAAACACUCGGAAGACUAUUUGUCAAUGAGUAACAAUUUGGGGUUAGACAAUGGGCCCGACCGUUCAAGCAGUUAUAAUGAGUACACAAAUGGUUUUCUGGCACCGCAAGAUAUAAAUUCUGAAAGUGCAAAAGAAGAGGAUGUUAAGAUUGUAGAAGAGGUGGCAGUGGAAUCUAGUAAUGAAGAUGAGGUGGAGACUCAUUUGCACGACUUUGGUUCUCUGCUUUCGCGCCCGAGUGAAGACAGUUGUUCGGCGGAUUGCAAAUUGGAAGAAAUCGUGGAUAGCGAAAAUGGUGAAGGAUAUAACCUCGAACUUCCAAUAAUAAGUUAUAAAAUAUUAACAGUUCUGGUUAUUACAGCCGUGACUGUAGUAGUAUUUUUGUGGGGUUACGCCUAUAUAGACAAGCGUGGGCGGGAGGGAAUUCUGAUUGGAAAAAUCAAUCAUUUACAAAAACAAUUCUUGAUCACCCAAAAGGAGAAUGAGUUACUUACAAACAAAUUGGCAGAUAUUGAAUGCGAAUUCGACGAAAAAUCUAAUAUCGUUUCUAGUGAAGCGGUCGCAAACCUCGAAGCGGAACUGGAGGAGGAGCGAGAAUCUCGUUCAGUUUUGGAGGCGCAGGUGAAGGUUCUCGAAAAGGAGCUCGAAAAUUCUACGGAAGUCGGCAUGGAGUUAAAUCGAAUGUUAUCGCAAAUUUUGAACUCCGAAAACGGCAGUGAUACCCUAGUAGCUAAUAUAGAACAAUUGCAAAGACAAAUUAUUGAGCAGCAAGAUUUAAUUAACAAUUAUAACGAUAAUUUAAAUGUUAAGGAAACCGAAAACCACGAAUUACGUCUGGAAGUAGAUAUAAACAAUACCAAAGUGACCGAAUUGCAAAGCGAGCUCAAUAAAAUGGCGUUAACACUUCUGAAACUUGAAGAAGAUAAAGACACCUCUCAAAGUAUGUAUGAAAACGAAUUGGAUAGUCUAAGAGAAGAUUUGGCAAAAAGACAGUCUCAGCAAACGAAAGAAACAAAUAAAUUCAAUGAUCAGAUGAAAGAUCUCACGGAUAAAUAUGAGGAAGUAAAGCGUAAUUUUGAAUUAAAAUCGAACGAAUAUCGACUACUAAAAGAAAAUGUUAACCAAAUAAAAAAACUCGCCAAUAAUAGUGACGGUGUUAAAUCCUUGCUGGAUGUAACUGCAAUUCAAGCCGAGCUGUUGCAGUUAAGAAGCGAUAAGCAGUUGCUUAUGGAGCAGCUGCAGGUACAAAGUAACAAGUGCAGUACGUUUGAAAGUCGAUACGAGACUGUUCUGCAGGAUUGCAGUAGCUUUAAGGAGAAAUAUGACCUUGCAGAUCGCGAAAAAGUAGAAGCUGUAACAAAAUUGGAAGUAUUAGAUAAAUAUUUCAAGGAGAGGGAAGCUCAACUACAAAGGGAACUGAGCAAGCAGGAAUCUAUGUGGGUCGAAAAACAAGGCGAAGCCACAUCGACGAUCGAACGAAUCAAAUACAUGCAGGAGGAAUUACAGAAUUACAAAGCUCAAAACGAAUCCCUUAAGCAAGAAAUUUUGGAACAAGAAGUGCAGAUGAAGAGUCAGAUAUCUGUAUUGGAGAAGAAGGCUCACGAAAACUGGGUCGCCGUACGUCAGACGGAGAGAAAGUUGGACGACGCAAAGCAAGAAGCAGCGUUGUUGCGGAAUCGACUAACAUUACAAGAGAGAACGCUUAAUGAGGAAAAAAUGCACAAUCGAAUUCAAUCUCCCAUAGAGCUUAAUGGGGAAAUACAGGGUACUCCCACCCAUAUGGCAAAUGAUGCAGGCCCUUCACCAUCUUUACUGUUUGGUACUCGUGAAAAUUUAACAAUUUCUCCACCACUUCCCGGAUUGCCGUUCUUGCCUCCACCUCCGGGUGUACCAUUUAUGCCUCCACCUUUGGGUGGGGUUCCGCUGCACCCGCCGGCGUUCAUGCCACCACCGCCCUCUUUGUUACCUGGCGAUCACAGACCACCACCUCUCGGACGAAUUUCAUCGCCUCCACUAAAUUCACGUUUCCAACAUGACAGAGCCUAUUCACCAUACAGUAGAAAUAGUCCAUCGCCAACCUCCGAUGACGACUAUGACAGAAUGCCGAUACCUCCAAUGUAUGGAGGAUAUAAUUCAUAUAAUAGAGAAGAUCGAAGAGACGACAAUAGGAGAGAUUUACAUCGGCCACCGCCUAUGAUGAACAAUAUCAGAAAUAGUAAAGGUCCAGGUCACAGUUCAGGGUCAGCAAACUCUACAGAAUCCUUAGAAAAAAUCAAUAGACAUAAUUCGAAAGUUUAGCACUUGUAUUAUUGCUUUUGUUAUUAAUAUUAGUGUUGUGAGUUUUCGUUUGGGAUUAAAACGAAUUUUAAAUCAUCGGCA
This is a messenger RNA of Photinus pyralis (common eastern firefly), 4257 nucleotides long. It is a transcript of the gene Tango1, whose product is annotated as transport and Golgi organization protein 1. Gene Ontology annotation, molecular function: protein binding. The coding region runs from base 70 to 4176 and encodes 1368 amino acids. Gene Ontology annotation, cellular component: endoplasmic reticulum exit site; endoplasmic reticulum membrane. Lineage: Eukaryota; Metazoa; Arthropoda; Insecta; Coleoptera; Lampyridae. Gene Ontology annotation, biological process: vesicle cargo loading; endoplasmic reticulum to Golgi vesicle-mediated transport; protein secretion. The record is from RefSeq and is a predicted model, not a curated record. The transcript has 7 exons.